AUGACCGAGACUCUUGGUGACCUGCGGUGGUUGGCUGGGUGGCGGAGAUCGCGGAAACGAGUAGUUAAUGGUGAAGCUAAAAGAGAUGAAGUAGUAGAGGUCGCGACUAUGAUGAUGGUGCGAUUAUCUUGUAUUGAUGGGGAUAAGGGAAAGGGAGGAGGGUUUUGUUGCCGGAGAAAGGGGAUGGAUGAAGGGGAGAGUGUGGAGAUUAAGGUCGUGACUAGCCCUUUUGUUGAUGUCUCCCUCUCAAUUGUUGAAUAA
Sphenostylis stenocarpa is the source of this 261-nucleotide messenger RNA. The record is from the annotation of a GenBank genome assembly. Lineage: Eukaryota; Viridiplantae; Streptophyta; Magnoliopsida; Fabales; Fabaceae.